Molecule: messenger RNA, 2811 nt
Organism: Diaporthe citri
Lineage: Eukaryota; Fungi; Ascomycota; Sordariomycetes; Diaporthales; Diaporthaceae
Exons: 8
Coding region: 1-2811 (936 amino acids)
Biological process (GO): transmembrane transport
Molecular function (GO): transmembrane transporter activity
Source: RefSeq, a predicted model, not a curated record
AUGUCUUCCAACACAUCUCCUUCAAGACCGGCCUCUCCCGCGCGAGAUGGACAACCCAGCGCCAGCCGGGCAUACCGGGACCAGCUCAGCCCCAUCAUCACCGUCACCACUCCACGCGAAAAGAAGAAGAAGGUCGGCUGGGUGGGCAAUCCCGAGGAUCGAUCGCCUCCGACGGAAGUCGACUAUUUCUCGCAUGUCCCGGUUCCCGACUCUCGCGCUAGCACACCCGGUGUGCCCGAUGCCGCCAUAACCAGCCCGGCACGAAGAGACUCUUUCGACAAAGAAGAGGUCACCAACGCCCUGGAAAGGAUUCUAAAGCCCGAGGACCACGCAGGCCCACAGAUGCCCAAGAUGCCGCUUCCAAACCUGCGCCUGCCGAAGCCGGUGUUGCGGAAGCAACACUACCCUGAGAACCCUGCCGAGCCUGUCGAGGGGCUGUCCCAUCCAUCUGAGAUCGAGGCAAGACACAGGGCUGGUAGACUGGCCGAGAGCGUGUCUGGCGUGGUAUCAAGGGCCUCACCCGAUGACUCGCCACUCAUGGGAAAUUUCGACGACGUAAGCCUGUUGAACCGAACGGACACUCACGACCACGCUGCGGCUACGGGAGCAGUGAAGCCAGACGAAGACGUAGACCAAUCGGGACUCAAGUUCCGCCAGAGGGUCGAGGCAGAUGCAGACAGGCUGGUACGAAGUCAUACGAAACGCCGUGCGAUCAGGGGCACCCCGAUGGCAUUUGCACAACCACAGGAUACAGAGUCAAUCCGGUCUGGCACAGCCACACCGGUCGCAUACGACCUUGAGUUUGUCCCACCUGCUCCUACCAACUAUCACGGAGGUAUUCUAGGAACAUUGCUCAAGCUGUACAAUGCGGAUGAUCGGAACCACAGCGGCGAGGGGAGCGGUGCAACGACCCCUUCGCGGACCCCCAACAGGACACCCCGUGGGUCACCACCCAGCACUGCGCCAGGUACUCCCCGACCAGAGCGCCCACGAAGCGGAUUGUUCGGCCUGGGAGCUCGCCACUCGGCAUCCACGCUUGCCGAGCUCAUAGGCUCGUCGUCCACUCUUGCGACCCCCGCCGCUUCCAACAAGGACUGGUCCGAGAUAGUGACGGACAAGCUGAAGCGCGAGAGAAACGAGCGAAACGAGCGCGAGCAACGUCCCAAGAAGGAGCACAAGCGGAAACCCUCCAAGACGCCCCAGCAGAAGAUCGAACAGCUCCAGAUCAAGAAGCACAUCGCCGAGAUCAUCAGCCGCCACAAGUACAUGGUCAAGCUAUGCCGCGCAUUGAUGGAGUUUGGAGCUCCGACGCACAGACUCGAGGCAUAUAUGGCCAUGUCGGCUAGAGUUCUGGCAAUUGAGGGACAGUUUCUCUACCUUCCCGGCUGCAUGAUCAUUUCAUUUGACGACACUCAAACCCACACCACUGAGGUCAAAAUCGUUCGGGUACCACAAGGUGUAGACCUGGGCAAGCUCCGAGACGUCCACGAGAUCUACAAGCUGGUUGUCCAUGACCUCAUCGGCGUGGACGAUGCAAUGUCCCGGUUGGAUGCAGUUGUCACCAGGAAGCACAAGUACAACAGAUGGAUUCGCGUGGUGACCUACGGCCUAGCCGCUGUUUGUGUUGCUCCCUUUGCUUUCCAGGGCAGAUGGAUCGAUAUGCCUAUUGCUUUCGUCAUGGGCUGUAUCGUGGGCCUGAUGCAGCUUAUCAUGGCACCCUCCAGCGAGCUCUACGCGAAUGUGUUUGAAACCUCGGCGGCUUUGCUCAUGUCUUUCCUAGGCAGGAUGUUUGGAUCAAUCCAGUACAAGGGAGAGAAUCUGUUCUGCUUCUCGGCUCUCUCGCAAGCCUCUAUCGCACUCAUCCUCCCGGGAUACAUGGUGCUCUGCGGAAGUCUCGAGCUUCAGAGCCACAACAUGAUUGCUGGCUCCGUUCGCAUGGUGUAUGCUAUGAUUUAUACACUGUUCCUCGGUUACGGCGUGACUAUUGGAGCAGUCCUUUACGGUCUGAUGGACAAGAACGCGACGAGCUCGACCUCAUGUUCCAACCCCCUCAACAGCUACUGGGACCUGCUGUUCGUGCCGCUCUUCACUCUUUGUCUAUGUGUCAUCAACCAGGCAAAACACAAGCAGCUUCCCGUUAUGCUCACUAUUUCAUUCGCCGGAUACGUCGUCAACAGCUAUACAAAUAAGGCUCUGGACUCAUCUACUAUUUCUAACACCCUUGGAGCCCUGACAAUCGGUGUUCUGGCCAACCUAUAUUCUCGGCUCAGCCGCCCAGCGGAGAACUUAUGGCUCAAACUGAAGAUGCGCAAGGUGAACCAGGACCUGGAGAAGGGCAUUGCAAAAGCGAACGAGGACCCCGAGACAACAGCUCGGCGCGUGGGCUACGGUCUCGCGGCGGCGGCCAUGCUGCCGGCGAUCUUCGUGCAGGUGCCAAGUGGUCUGGCCUCCGGCGGCUCUCUGGUCUCCGGUGUGACCAGCGCGAACGCAAUCACAGGAAACAAGACAGCGGCAGCGUCGACUAUGGGAGCGUCUGACCUCAACACAGGCGCAUUUACAGUUCUUCUCAGCGUUAUACAGGUGGCGAUCAGCAUUUCGACCACGCACUACUUCCCUCUCAAGGAAUCAGCAGCGGUGGCGACCGACGAGCAGCAGCAAACCGCCCCGGCCACCGGCUCGAAGCAAUUGAGAAGCCUCAAAAUCGCAGUGCUCGAGGCGUCGGCGGGCCACGGAAUCAUGAUGCGGACGGGCGAAACGACAAAAUGUGGGCCUCUCUUCGCUUUUCGCAUCGAAGACCUCUCGCAAUGGUAA